AUGUCCGUUGUCAACCACGAUCUCGCCGGUUUCGAAGUCGAUCUCGUCCCCGAUAUCCUCGAAAUCGCGGCCAUACUUGUCGAAUAUACUGGACAUGGCAGCUUGGAAUCUGUUGCCAACGGCUUCGCGCUUCUUGGCAAGCUGCACAUCGGGAUCGCGCAUUUCGGAAACCUCGUGCGGUUGGAAAUUGAGCUCGUCGCCAUCCUCAUCUUGCGCUCCCUCAGCAAUCAGCUGCGCCAGCCGGAAUCGGUAGAGGACUAA
Clonostachys rhizophaga is the source of this 261-nucleotide messenger RNA. The record is from the annotation of a GenBank genome assembly. Lineage: Eukaryota; Fungi; Ascomycota; Sordariomycetes; Hypocreales; Bionectriaceae.